Sordaria macrospora k-hell is the source of this 960-nucleotide messenger RNA. RefSeq lists its product as uncharacterized. Lineage: Eukaryota; Fungi; Ascomycota; Sordariomycetes; Sordariales; Sordariaceae. The record is from RefSeq and is a predicted model, not a curated record.
AUGCCCAAACGACCCAGAGCGAUGGCACCAGUCGCCGACCUGGCAACCAGCGAGCCAAACGAGGACAGAAGGAAGAGGUCACGCAUGGCGUUAGCUGCGGAGGAAGUCGCGGAGGAAAUGACUGACGAUAUGGAUGAGGAGAUGACUGAGUGCAUGCGUACAUGGUUGCGCACGAAGCUCCUCAAAUAUUACCACAAGGGAUUGGAGGAGGACAAGAACAAUGAACCAACUCAACGCAAACUGUUGCUGGAGUCGCCUACGGGCUCUGACGACGUUGAGCAGUCGGCUGAUAAGCCACUCACAGUUGGCGAAUUGUCAAAGACGAUCGAUGGGCUGCUUCUCAUGUUUGAAACAAAAAAGCGGCAAGGCCAAUGUGAUCCAUCGUCGGAGUCGGAUGAGCCCUUUGACGAUGUCGACGUUGUGGAGAUGGCCCAGGAAACGACGGACGAUAGCGACAUAGACAUGGAUCAUGAUGAGGAAGACGAGGACAAAGAAGACGAAGAAGAAGAGAAUGAGGACUACGACGAUGAGAAUGACGACGAAGAACACGGCGACGACAAUAACGACGAGGAUGAGGACGACAUAUCAUACUACCAUAGCGAUGAGGUCGACGGAUACUUAGAUGGGCGCGGAUGGUACUGCCUCCAUGGCAACGUCUGGUGUUCAGACGAAGACGAGAGCGAAAACGAGGAAGCAACUUCCCCUGAAAAUGAGUACAUACUCUCACCGUGGAGCGUUGGAGAUCCCUCAACCCCAAAGGACCCGUUCCUGGAGCAUUCACCGCAGGUAGACUUGAUGGGCGCCUUCCAUAACGAGCGUGGCAACCGCGAUUCCACCAUUCAAGCUGUCGGCCCCAUCCUUAGAAACCCGGCAAUCCUGUCGCUCCAAAGCGAGGCCGACUAUGAGAACUAUCUCAAGCGACCGCGUAUCGGCUUUGGUCGUCCUGCAUGGAGAGCAUAA